This is a messenger RNA of Rangifer tarandus platyrhynchus (Svalbard reindeer), 2145 nucleotides long. NCBI's taxonomy places the organism in Eukaryota, Metazoa, Chordata, Mammalia, Artiodactyla, Cervidae. The record is from the annotation of a GenBank genome assembly.
AUGGACAUCCCGCCGCUGGCGGGCAAGAUCGCUGUUCUAUCGCUGGGCGCCCUCCCGUUGUCCUUCGCGCUCAACUAUGUCUCCGUGCUCUCGUACCCCCUGGGGGUGGUGUUGAUGAGCACCCUGAUCCUGGGUCUGCUCUCCUUGGCAAUAUACAGCUUGUCCCGAAGUGACAUCUAUUAUGACCCGCUCUAUGCUGUCUUCGCGGUCUUCGCCUUCACCUCCGUGGUGGACCUCCUUAUUGCUCUCCAGGAAGACGGCUACAUGGCGGGUUUCAUGGCGUUCUACACCAAGGAGGGUGAGCCUUACCUGCGCACGGCGCAUGGAGUUUUCAUCUGCUACUGGGAUGGCAUCGUUCACUACCUCCUCUACCUGGCCAUGACUGGUGCCAUCCGUAAAAGGAAGAGUUACCGGAACCUUGGACUUUACUGGCUGGGGUCCUUCAUCAUGAGCAUCCUAGUGUUCCUCCCAGGAAACAUCCUUGGCAAAUACAGUUCAGAGAUCAGGCCUACAUUUUUCCUCACUGUUCCUUUCGUGCUGGUCCCAUGCUGGGCUGGCUUGAGGGUCUUCAGCCAGACCCAGGUGCCAACCUGCUGCACUCCCAACAUGGUGGAGGAGGCCCAAAGAAAGGGCCUUCUGCGGCGCCCAGUUGACCUGGCCCUCAUCAUCUACCUCAUCUUCGCUGCAUUCUUCACCCUCUUUCGGGGCCUGGUGGUACUUGACUGCCCCAUGGAUGCCUGCUUUGUCUACAUCUAUCAGUAUGAACCAUACCUGAGAGACCCCGUGAGCUACCCAAAGGUGCAGAUGCUGGUGAAUAUGUUUUAUGUGCUGCCUUUCUAUGGCCUGGCCAUCUAUGCCCUCAUCUUUCCUGGAUGCUCCUGGCUGCCUGACUGGGCCUUGGUAUUUGCUGGAGCCAUUGGCCAGGCACAGUUCUCACACAUGGGGGCCUCCAUGCACCUGCGCACGCCCUUCACCUACCGUGUGCCUGAGGAUGCCUGGACCAGCUUCUUCGUGUGUAACCUACUGUAUGCUCUGGGCCCCCACUUGCUGGCCUUCCAGGGCGAGUCGGGCUCGGUGGUGGUGCAGACAGCGCCGGGACAGGUGGUCAGCCACCGGGGUGGCACCAUCGUCUUGCCCUGCCGCUACCACUACGAGGCAGCCACUCAUGGCCACGACGGCGUCCGCCUCAAGUGGACCAAGGUGGUGGACCCGCUGGCCUUUGCCGAUGUCUUCGUGGCGCUGGGCCCCCAGCACCGAGCGUUUGGCAGCUACCGCGGGCGGGCUGAGCUGCAGGGCGAUGGGCCCGGCGACGCCUCCCUGGUUCUCCGCAACGUCACGCUACAGGACUACGGGCGCUAUGAGUGCGAGGUCACUAACGAGCUGGAGGAUGACACGGGCAUGGUCAAGCUGGACCUGGAAGGUGUAGUCUUCCCUUACCACCCUCGUGGAGGCCGCUACAAGCUGACCUUCGCCGAGGCUCAACGCGCGUGCGCUGAGCAGGACGGCAUCUUGGCGUCGGCCGAGCAGCUGCACGCGGCCUGGCGCGACGGUCUGGACUGGUGCAACGCGGGCUGGUUGCGCGACGGCUCGGUGCAGUACCCGGUGAGCCAGCCCCGGGAGCCCUGCGGCGGCCUGGGCGGGACCGGGAGCGCCGGGGCUGGCGGCGGAGCCUCCGGAGGUGUGCGCAACUAUGGCUACCGCCACAACGCCGAAGAACGUUACGAUGCUUUCUGCUUCACGUCCAACCUCCCGGGGCGCGUGUUCUUCCUGAAGCCGCUGCGGCCGGUGCCCUUCUCCGGAGCGGCGCGCGCGUGCGCAGCGCGCGGCGCCGCCGUGGCCAAGGUUGGGCAGCUGUUCGCCGCGUGGAAGCUGCAGCUGCUGGACCGGUGCGCCGCGGGCUGGCUGGCGGACGGGAGUGCGCGCUACCCCAUCGUGAAUCCGCGCUCGCGCUGCGGCGGCCGCCGGCCGGGUGUGCGCAGCCUCGGCUUUCCCGACGCCUCGCGCCGCCUCUUCGGCGUCUACUGCUACCGCGCGCCUGGCGCACCGGACCCCGCCCCUGGCGGCUGGGGCUGGGGCUGGGCUGGAGGCGGCGGCUGGGCCGGAGGCGCCCGAGACCCCGCCGCGUGGACCCCGCUGCGCGUCUAG